ACCCUCUGCCACCCUCUGCCUGUCCUUGUCCACGCCUCAGAAUCGACGGCGCUCUCCAUAGCACUUCGCUGAGCCAUACACGAUGGCGCCGUCGGUAGCAGACAGGCAGAAUCACCGCCAUGAUGUUGCCGUCCUGGUCCAACCACUGUACCAAAUCGACGCCACUCCGACGUCGCCGGAGCCUUCGACCUCGAGCCCUCGAGACGACGUCUUUGGCAUACCUGCCGUUUCCACGACCAUCAAUGUCAGCCUACUGACCGAUCGCCUCGCCUCAACAUCUCGACACGCCAGCGCCAGUAGUUCUAGCACCAAGAGACCGGCGCCUCACAAGAGAAGCCAAGAGCCCUCCUCUUCGUCCUCGUACUCAGCAUUCACGUCAAAGAGGAUCAAGACAGAGGACCCCUCUCAGAGCAGUCCACAUCGACACGAUGAUAUGGAACGCGACGAGCUCGAUGAAGCGCAGCAACCUCGCCCACACCUCCUCUCUACAUCCUGCCUCUUCCGCAUAGACGAUGGUGCCCAGCACCUUGCCGACGGAUCUCUGGGUCCCAUGCUCCUCAGCGCACACAAGCGCGCCACCUCAGACGACGCGUUCGACGAUGCCUACAUACCCGAUCAAGAGCUUCAUAUCCAGACUCCGGAUGGGUCGCUCCUUGUCACCUUACCCGUUCUCCGAACAAUGGAUGACCGAUACCCUCUCGAUGCUCAGCCCUGGCGAGCCACCUGUGGCGAAUGGCUUCUCAGCGCUGCUCGCCUCGCAAACAAGGGCGUCAUCGAGUGGCAAGUCGAGGCUUCACUCGAGACUGGUGGAUCAAUCCUCAAGCUCGACAUAACCGCCCGCCUGGGACCAACGUGCCCGAUCAUCGAAGUGAGCCCAGCCGCGCACUCGAUGCUACGCACCGCCGACGUGACGGACCUUGCCUACCUCAACCGCUUCAUUUCCAUUGACUCUGAUAUUGAGGCAGAGCGACAGAGGCGGCGCGGCAUUGAUGCCAGUGCCAUCUACGCCAAUCUCUGCCCGGCACGAAUCGAUGGGCCUCACACGCUGCAGCCUCAACAGCUCGACGCCACUCUGCUCCCUUUCCAGCGUCGCUCAGCUGCAUUCAUCCUUGGCCGCGAGGGCAAAUCAUUCUUCAAGGAGGAUGCAGGCGUCUACGAAGCGUACGACCAGAUCAUGACAAAUCGAGGUUGGACACAGCUUGGCCUAUGGUGGCAACGCGUUCACGACAGCCUCUACUACAAUGCAGUGACGGGCCACUUCACCCAGUCGAUUGCAGCAACACGAGCUCACGACGUCAAAGGAGCGCUACUCGCCGAGGAGAUGGGGUUGGGGAAAACCGUAGAGGUGCUUGCCUUAAUUCUUCUCAAUCCUUCGCCACCGGCGCGCCACGACGCGGAAGAGUACAUGGACGAAGUCAAUGAAGUCAUGGUGCAACCCAUCAAGACCACCCUCAUCGUCGCACCGGACGUCCUGGUCGAUCAGUGGGCCGAAGAGAUUGGCCGCCAUGCGCCUGCCCUCAACGUCUACGUCUUCACCGGCCGUGGACCACUCAAGAAGAGCAUGGGUGCAGACGGCAACUUCCAAGAAUUCGCGGCCAGCUUUGACGUCAUCAUCGCCAGCUUCAAGAAUGUACAAGGCGAGUUCGACAUAGCUCAGAAAGAGCGCCCUCGCUCGAGGCGAUUUCCACGCAAGUACGAAAGGAGUCGCUCGCCGCUCAUCGUCGUCGAAUUCUGGCGUGUCGUCUGCGAUGAGAUUCAGAUGGUGGGCAACACCACAAAGGCCGCAGAAGUAGUCAGCAUGAUCCCUCGACAAAGCAGCCUCGCCGUCAGCGGAACUCCAAUCAAGCGACUGGGUGAUUUGGGCUCCUUCUUUCGCUUUCUACGUCUCCCAUCUGCUGCUUCCAUUCUCUACCAGUCUCCUUCGCCUGCCGUCCUCGCGGCAGCGUUGCACAAGGGCCUCAACACGCUGACUACUCGCCAUUUGAAGGUUGGGGUGCGAGACGAGAUGACAUUGCCGGCACAGAGACGCUAUAUUAUGCCCAUCGACUUUACCGCUGUCGAACAGGCGUACUACGACUCGGUCUGGCAAAGCGCUUUAGGAACACUAGGCAUGGACCACAAUGGCGCCCCUCUCCGAGGUGACUGGCAGCUCGAUGAGGUGACGAUGCGCAACCAACUGCUCCUUCUCCGUCAGGCGUGCACGCAUCCCCAGAUCGCCGGACGCGUUCUCGGUAGCGGCGCUCUCGCUGAAGGCAACCUGCGCUCCAUCGGCGAGGUUCUCAUCUUCAUGAGAGACCAAGCAUCCUCGACGCUCGCUGCACAGCGUAACCAAUGGGCUCAACGCGUCAUCGAUCGGGCUGUCUACCAACUGCAAGAUAAGCAAGGCGUGGAGCAACGCGCAGUGGCUCUUGCUGCCCUUGAAGGGCUGGUUACCACUUUGCAGAGCUUUUGUGCGGGCACUCGCGAUGAGCUUAAGCGAGCCAAGAGAGUUGGUCCCGGCUACUCAUUCAAGGCAGACGAUGACGCCGAUGACGGCAGCUCAUCAUCCAGCCCGAGCCCGGAUCCUAUCAAUCCGUCCGACGUAGAGAAAGCGCGUGAGCGAUCAGCGCAACGCCAGGCUCGUUCAACGCAUCUCGUCACUGUGGCGCAACGCCAUCGAGCUGCGACCGAGGUAUUGGCUCGCGCAACUCACUGGCUGGGCAACAUCCGCUACAGGAUCAAUGAGGGCCGCGAACAAGGCAAGGACGAGGACGCGGCACUCAAAGCAGCAGAAGAGGAGGCUUAUCAAGCGGCAGAAGCUUUGCGCCAGGAGCUGCUCAAAGAGGCAAAGUAUCACGUCGACCGCAGAGCUGAGGCAACGCGCAAGAUCCACGUCAAGUUUAACCUCAAUGACAUGGGCGAAGACGUGCAAAGCUUCGAGCACUACGGGCACCACACUGCUGAGAUUGUGGCGCAAAUCAAGGAGCGGCUGACGCUACUGGACAAGAAUGCCGCGUUGCUGAUGCAGUGGCGCGAAACGGCCAUCGAACAGCUCUACACGCCCGUCAAUCGCGAUGUCUCGGAAGAGAAUGCAGACGACGAUCAAUACGCCGAGGCUCUCGACACUCAGCACAAGGUGGAAGUGAUGCUUGAGAUGUACAGGCCUCUGCUAGCGGAGAGGCAGAGGAUCUUGACGUGGGAAGUAGCCGUUGGCGCAACGGACAGGCCUUCCGGGUUCAAAGAGCUUGAGCUCGCCGUCGAGGCUUCGAAGAGGAGUAGUAGGCAAGCCAUGCUUAGAGGGGAGAUCAGCCGCGAAGACUUUGAUGCCGACCACGAAGGUUUCUCGGCGCUGAACGAAGUAGAUGCAGCCAAGCUGAAGCACUUUCGUCAACUCGACGCAGAUAAGCGCAAGGCCUCGUUGAUUGCACUGUCUGAGAUGACAUCGCUUCGCGAGCUCUUGGAUCGUCUACGUGGCAUCUCGGACAUGGCCUCCAGCUUCGAGCUGGAAAUCGCUCGUACAGCGACGGCUGGUCUUCGUGCCGUCUUGAAGCAUCAAAAUACCAUUCUCGAAGGGCUACGACGUGAGCUGGACGGCUUCGCAAGACUCUUCAAUCAGCGCGCCGAGUACUUCAAGCAGCUUCAAGCGUUGAGCGAUGCCCUCGUCGACUUGCCCGUCGCUGCGGGUCAGAUCGAUGCGAAGCUGACCAAGGUCACCAGCGAGAUUGACGCGACAUCGACGAAAAUGAUGCAAAGCGAGUCGCGCCUGCGCUACCUCGAUCAUCUCGGCAAGAUUGAGGAAGAGGGACUUGAUGAGGAAGCACGCAAAUGUAUCAUUUGCACCGACGAGAUUCAGAUCGGCAUCCUCACGGCUGUCUGUGGGCACAUUGUCUGCCAGAGCUGCUUUCGCGCGUGGCAUGCCAAGUACGGCACAUGCCCAGUCUGUCGAAGCAAGAUUGGCCCGCUCAAGGAUCAGCAUAGGGUUAUCUACUCACGUCCAGAGGAGACGGAGGUUGUCGAGGACGGUGUUGAGGCCACUACAGACGCCGCAGUGUCAAGUCAGAGUGGGUCGGCGACGCUGCCGCGCCGCCCAAAGAAGAUCGCCUUCAAUGUCGCGAGUCAAGAACUGCAGCGCCGUAUCGAGACGACGACAUCGCUCGGUCGAUACGGCAGUAAGCUCGAAAUGCUCGUCAAGCAUCUAAUCUUCAUCUCUGCCGAGACGCCUGGCGACAAGACGAUCGUCUUCUCGGCUUUUGCUCGCGGCCUCACGCUUGUAGCCGAUGCGCUCAGGCAGAAUGGAGUAGCUCACGUCUCUGUCGGAUCAGGAGCGAGCAAGGGGCAAGUUGCAAGCAAGGUGCGAGAGUUCACUCAGGGCGACAAGGUCGAUGUGCUCUUGCUUCACUCUGAACAGACUUCGGCGGGACUCAAUCUCAUGGCGACGAAGAACGUCAUCUUGCUGGAACCGCUCGUCAACUCGGGAGCUGAGCGUCAAGCGCUGGGCCGUGUCCACCGCAUCGGCCAAACCAAGGAGACCAACGUCUACUGCUACUACGUCAAGGACAGCGUGGAAGAGCGGAUCCUACAUCUUGCCGCUCAUCGUGGUCAGAGCAUGUAUCUGCGGGCAUCGGAAGGCGGCGGCGUCAAGAAGGAUGGCGGAGGGGAGGGCGAGGACGGCGUGUAUGACGAUUCUGGAGCGGUAAUUGCGCGGACGACGGCCGCGGGAAUGGCAUGUGAAAAAGGCGACUACGUCAACUCAGUCGACGAUCUCCUGUCGUGCUUCUUCGCAGAGCACACGUCGGGGACCACAUCGACGACAACGUUCAAUGGCGAGCGAGGCGCAUCGCUGUCAGCGCGAGGGGGGCCGGAUGAAGCACAGCCGACGACGUCUGGGCCACCUCUGAGCGACGCAGAGCACGCUCGCCAAGCUCGAUUGGAGAUUUAUGACCGCAGGGGCAGGGCCGAAGCACUCGCGGCUACUCGCACAACGCAAUGAGACGUCGCGCUAGUCCAACAUUGUAGUCAGAGGCGGUGAGGAAAGACAGGACUGAGAGGGCGGGGGGUAAAUACAAAUACAAUUGUAGACG
This is a messenger RNA of Jaminaea rosea, 5060 nucleotides long. RefSeq lists its product as hypothetical. Gene Ontology annotation, molecular function: ubiquitin protein ligase activity; ATP-dependent chromatin remodeler activity; ATP binding. NCBI's taxonomy places the organism in Eukaryota, Fungi, Basidiomycota, Exobasidiomycetes, Microstromatales. Gene Ontology annotation, cellular component: nucleus. The transcript is spliced from 6 exons. Bases 83 to 4969 code for a protein of 1628 amino acids. Gene Ontology annotation, biological process: protein polyubiquitination; DNA damage response. The record is from RefSeq and is a predicted model, not a curated record.